ACUUUAAACUUGUCGUCUAAUCCUGUCAUUCAAUCUUGCACAAUUUCUCUCAACACUCAAAACUUCAACAUUUCUCUUACCAAUAAGUUCCAUCUGCUUUACCUUCCUGCACAAAGAACUCUUCGUUAGUCCCUUGAAGUUAUCACCCAAGUCUUUUCAGGUCCAUGUAAGUCUUUAACAUUUUUUCAUCCUUCGAUCAAAAUUUUAGGCCUUCUUAAAGGGUCUGGUAGUUCUUAUCAGUGCUUUGAGAAUUCACAGCUGACCACGUAUGAUAUGCAGAUCAAGUAGCCAUGGAAAAGCAGCAUCCUUCCGGAGCUAAACGAAAGGCUGUCGAUGCAUUCGCAUCUCUCCCAGUCGUACAAAAACUUCGCACAACUUCAGCAUCAUUAGAAGAUCCCUGGGCAGUGUUGAGUAGUGGUGAUUCUAUUUUUAUGACAGAUGACGGAGGCAAAAGUUUUUGGCUAGAUGAUAAAAUAAAUCAUCCUAGACAGGCUGUGGAAUUUCCUCGGGCCGUUCGAGGACUUGAUUUAAUUCACAAACCUUCACCCUCGUCAUAUCUUCAGUAAGUAUUGAGCAUGAGAUUUAUGUUGCGUAAGCUAAUAAGCUUCACUGUAGGAUGAUUAUGGGACCGAGGGUGAAGGUGUUUGUUGGUCCAAAAAAAAAGUUAUUCGAUCUACCAAAAGACCUGCUAUCACACUACUCUCCAGUUUUAGAUCGGUGCUUCAAUGGGAGGUUAAUCGAAAGCCAAACGCAAACAGCAUAUUUACCGGAGGACUCAGUGGAUGAUUUUGAGGUCCUUGUGGAGCACAUACUUCGUCACGAUAUCAGUUAUACGCUCUCUAUUUCCAACUGCGGAACGAAAACGGCGGAGCGUUGUAUAUCUUUCUUGAAAUUUGCAGACAAAUACAAUCUGGGAAAUAUCAGCAACGCUGUGUAUCACGUACUUCGACCAGCGUUGAUAAAGUAUGGAAAGGACCAUUUCAAGGCGAGCUACAUCGAAGAAGUAUUUGGUUUGACGAAGUCCGGUGAUUGUUUGCGAGAAUUGAUGGCAGAUGCCGCUAUUUCAUUCGGUGGUAUUGAGCUUUCACGAGCUUUUGGAAAGCCUGGCCUUUUUCAUAAGCAAGAAAUUGAGACAGUGGGAUUCGCAUCCGUCUUGUUCCAACAACUUAUAGAGACAACAAGAACGUUGAAAAUUAUGGAUCCUUUCUCGAAUGAAUCAAAAUACUUGUGAUCUCUGUUUAGGGCUUGCCCCAUAGAACUGAGACUACCUAUUUUCUGCAGAAGUUCCUCAGUGGAGGUGGAGGAGAAGCAGGUUUAGCUAAUGGAAAGUAGAAAGUGCCUGGAGGUUUCAUGAUCGACGCGGUCACCUGCGGGUUCAAGAGUUUUAGUGGUCAAUCAAACAAGAACAGGUGUAUUGCAGAGAGAGAGGAAGGAAUCCAAAUUAGCUUGUAAUGAUGGAUUGAUAUUGCAGGUACGGAAUUAGUGGAGGAUGGAAUCUACCAUGAUUUGCGCAGUUAGCCAUAGAAGGUAU
Sclerotinia trifoliorum is the source of this 1531-nucleotide messenger RNA. Lineage: Eukaryota; Fungi; Ascomycota; Leotiomycetes; Helotiales; Sclerotiniaceae. The record is from the annotation of a GenBank genome assembly.